Messenger RNA from Suillus paluster, 681 nucleotides. RefSeq lists its product as uncharacterized. The transcript has 4 exons. The coding region runs from base 1 to 681 and encodes 226 amino acids. The record is from RefSeq and is a predicted model, not a curated record. Lineage: Eukaryota; Fungi; Basidiomycota; Agaricomycetes; Boletales; Suillaceae.
AUGAGCGUGGCUGACUCUCAUCCCGUGCCUGCAGCGACUAUUGUUUACAGUCCUGGUGAUGCCGCCGCGACCAUUGUUGACAGUCCCGGUGAUGCUUCUGACUCUCCUCCUGCACCUGUAGCGACCAUUUUUUACGGUCCUGGUGAUACUGCUGAUUCUCUCUCUGCUCUUUUUGAGCAGUUGAAUAUCUCAGGGCCCAACGCAGUUGCACUGACAGUUGCCCUCUGGGAAUUCAUACAGGACACUGUCAUGGCUACAGUGCGUGAAGUUACUGUGGAGGCCACUGUCAACAUGUCACCUGUUCCCAAUGAGAUCGAUGAUUCCGCCGCUACCACAACCAGCCUGCCUGUUGACACUUUCUUAGCCACUGUGUCUGUUGAUGCCAACACAGCUAGUGUACCUGUUGGCUCUGGAGGUGUGGCUGCUAGCUCUCCUGCUGCCACUGUGCAUACCCAGGUAUAUAGGAACAUUAGAUAUGAUGUUCCCGCUCCCAACACUUCAGGGCCCUACUACUGGGUCACCUGCGGUCGCCGUGUCAGUAUCUUUUCUACUUGGCAACAGACUUCCUUGCAUGUCAUUGGUGUUAGUCGGGCUUCCUUUUCCAAGGUUCGUUCGCUUGCCGAAGGCAUGCAGCUGAUGAACAACGCAAUUGAUCGAGGGGACAUUAAGUUGUUGAUUUGA